AUGCGCCCGGGCUGCGCUCACACAAAGCAGCCUCUGUUAAAGCGUGCAAGGCUUUGCAUCCAAUCAAUUUCCCUCAAGUUUCCCAAACCGAACUGCAAACCGGAAUCGACUCUGAAUGACAGAUUAUGCGAUCUUCCCACUGAAGAACGUUCAGAUAUCCCGGAAUACGUCCCCAUCUGGGAAGAAUCUUUCAGCAAAACCGCAGCGAUUUCAAACCAGACUAAAUACGGAGAGCCCACAGCAGAAUCCUCUUACAAAGGAAUUUCAAAUUUUCUAACAACGUCCAAGAUAGCAUACUUCAAACGGAAAUAUGUGGAAGAUGAAGAUCUUCAUCCACCUGCUCACAGCUGCUGCCAAAGGGCACGGACCUUGGUUGCUUCAGAGGAUCGUACCCACAUACUUCGUUUAUCACUGGAAAAACUAAGGCUUAUUGAAGAUCCUGAAGUAUUUUUGCGGCGAUCAGUACUGAUCAACAAUUUACUGAAACGGAUCCGAGGCGAGAUGCAGAAUGACUGGUAUUUGUCUGCCUGCUCUUUUGGGGAGGCACGACCCAGUGAUUGGUUCGGAUCACCAGAAUCCACAUACAGGAAAAGGCUGCGGAUUGCCAAGGAGUAUGAGAGUAGCCUGCACGACUGCUGCUUUUACCAGGAAUGUGGCAACCAAUAUUCAAUAAUACCUUUCUCUGUUUAUAAUGGGGAAAGAGUUGCCUCCACUCUGCCCAGUUGCUCCCACCAGGGCAUAGACUGCUCUGAAAUUUAUGGAGUCCAUAGUGCACAUCCCAGAAUUCAACUGACAACCAGUGCAGGGUCUGACAUUUAUCAGAACAUUGAAAAAAAUUGUGAUAAGGAAAUUAACAAAGAAGAUGAGCAUCAAAGGGAAAGCAGCACAGAGAAGCAUACUUCCAGUGAAAAGGCUCUUUCUCACGCGUGCAGCGAUAAGGAAGUUGAUUGCACAGCAACUGACUUCAGAAACGAUGGGAUUGUCUCUUCUGAAUCUGCGUUGGAUCCUGACAUACUAAAGCAAUAUGUAGGUGAUCACAAACUUUGUUGUGUAAAGGAAACAAAACUAGAGCCAGCUUGCUUUGCAAUGGCUACAACCAACAGUUUGACAAGCCUAGCAAAGAGUACGUGCAGAGUCAGUGACACUUAUUAGCAUGAACACCCGUGACAGAAAAUGAUGUCGAAUUUUUACCAUCAUACUGAUGCACUUUAUUCAAUGGUUGAAACUAGACCCUGAAGAAGAAUAAUUAGGAAAAGAAAUAAAUCAGCACAUUGUAGGUUGGAUUACUUGGACUAUCCAUCAUAGCAGGUUAAGUUUUUAUAUUGUAGACAGUGGUUUAUAUAGAAAGUAACAUGAGUGUGAUCUAAGGUGCCUUAAAUUUGUUACAACAGUGUUAACGUUUGCAAGACUGUACGAACAUCUGUUGGGGUUAGCUGUAAGAGAUUUUAUACUAUUUUCUUAUAUUUUGACUUGCCACAGAACAAGAUCCAGCACAUAUGAAAAAAGAAUUUUUGAUUUAAUCUUAAAAUUUACAUUUUGAACAGAUAAUGUGUGUAAUUUCAGUCUGUUCUCUGUAUAAUAUUCUUAAAUAAGCCAACAAUGUUUCCCUCGAGCAAACAUCAAGCAGCUUGAGCAUCUCCAUAGCAACAGAUAGACUUUACAAAGAAUGAAAUUUGUACAGUACAGGCCAUGAAUUGGUGGCUGACAUAAUUCGUCAACAUUUUUACUUUAAAUUGCCUUGUUUUACUUAAGCUUUAAGCUAAAAAAAAACACACCGAUUAAAGCUUGGUUCCUGCUUUUUGUUUAAAUCUUAAAUUGUUUUAAUGACCGUGAAGACCAUAGUAACUGGAUCUUAAAACUUUGGGAGCAGUAUUAGCUCAAACAAAGAAUGGAAAAUGCUCUCCAUUAAACCAAUUGCAUUUGGAGUGACUGAGUCCUUGACAUUAAGACAUUAGCUCUUUUGUUGUGAUUGUGGCCAAUAUUUAUGUUUCCAAUGCAAUUGUAUAUGCUUUUAUAAAAAUUUCAAAAAACGCUAUAUGGGGUACUUUUCCACGUGGUAUGGUAAAUUGGUACAUACAAGUGUUUUACAGUAAAAUGUGAUUUACAUGUAAAAUAUUUAUUAAACAGUAGAACAUCUUACCCAGAAGUAGUUUAAUGUUACUUUUCCUCAGAACAGAUGAAAACAACUGAAUGGGUACCUGGUGUGAAUGAAAAUUUAUUAAAGACAGCAUUUCAAGU
Hypanus sabinus (Atlantic stingray) is the source of this 2238-nucleotide messenger RNA. RefSeq names its product SERTA domain containing 4 (gene sertad4). The record is from RefSeq and is a predicted model, not a curated record. Lineage: Eukaryota; Metazoa; Chordata; Chondrichthyes; Myliobatiformes; Dasyatidae. The transcript is spliced from 5 exons. Gene Ontology annotation, cellular component: nucleus. Bases 1 to 1152 code for a protein of 383 amino acids.